UUGCGCUCAAAUACAUUUGAUGUCACCGAACUCGAACGGCUACGACGUGAGGCUGUUCCUUCAUCGGGUGAAAAUGCUGCGGCUGAGGAUGCGGCGCCACAACUUGCUGAGCAAACGGCAAAUGUGGAUGCCGCCGUAAAUACGCCAGUUGUGGUUGAUUCAAACGAUGAUGGAACAGUCGCCCAGGAACUGGAACUAGAGCAAAUGAGGAGUACAUUGGAAGAGGCGAUUGUGGAAACGCGCAGUACGACUCUCGAAAAUCGACCGCGACUUCCCCGCUUAGCCCUACGCAAGCGGAAUCGGGCUGUCGUGAGGGCUCUGAACCCAAUGCUGGUUACCUAUUUGGAAGCCAGCCUGGACCUUUGCGAUACGGACUCAAUUCUUUUUGGCGCCGCACUGGCAGUCUGCCGUAUUAUAGGUGCCAAACUUUCCACGGCUAGACGCGCUACUGGACAAAGUAGUGCUAUCCCAGCCUGGAGAAUAAGAAUUGAAGAACGUAUCGCAAAGGCUAGGGCCCUCAUCGGCAGACUGAUAUGCUUCAGGUCAGGCAAUACCAGGCCAAGCAUUGUGCGCACCGUCAGGAUGGCGUUUGCUGGGACAAAUGUUAGUUUGUCCCAGCCGGAUAUAAUGCAAAAACUGACGGAGCGCAUAGACGACCUGAAGCAAAGAAUAGCUGCUUGGGGAAAGCGGAUUCGGCGAUAUACCGAGAGGUCGACACGGUUCAACCAGAAUCGUCUCUUCCAGAGUGAUCAGAAGAGGCUCUAUAAAACAUUGGAGCGACCAGUAGUAAGUGGAACGGGCCCUGCACCAAAUCAGGCCGACAUGGUCGCAUUCUGGCGCAGCCUGUGGUCAGAGCCCGUAAACCACAACGAGGGCCCUUGGACGGAAGUUGUGGCGAGUCAGUGUGCGAGUAUUACGCCCAUGGACCCCGUCAUCAUAACGCCGGAUGACGUAGCUGAGGCGGUCCGUAGGGCCCCGAACUGGAAAAGUCCGGGGCUUGACGGGCUGCAUCACUACUACGACUGGCUGAAGGGGUUCAUGGUGUGUCACUCUGUGCUCGCCCGACAGUUUCAAGAGGCUCUCAACCAGAAGUCGCUCCCAAGCCUCUUCACUACUGGGAUCACUCAUUUGGUUCCUAAAGAUCAGGGUGCCACAGACCCGAGCAAAUACCGCCCCAUCACUAACCUAAGGAAAGAAAUUUCAAUCACCUGUAGUAGCAGGGAAGAGUGUGUCGGUGAAGAAGUGGAAAAUUAUUAUAAAAAAAGGGAAAAAACAGUCAAAACGAAGACAGGAAAUGAAAUAGAAACCGGCCAGUCUAAAAAACGUGGCAGGCCCAUGGGAUCAAAAAACAAGAAAAAGAAAAAGCAAAGGGAUCCUGCUCCUUCUGAAGAAGUCUUGUCAACAGAAAAUGACAGUGAAAACAAUGAGGUCGUUGAUACUGUUGAGCAUGGUGAAGAAGGUGAUGGAAAUGAACUUAAGUCACAAAACAUUGGAGGACACGCAAAGUUCGUCGUUGAGGCUAUGAUACACAGACCACCUUCUCCAGAAAUAGCUGAAGAUUUAUAUAUGCUUGACAUAGGUGAUAAUCUAUCUGUGCUUCAAGAACAAGAGGUUGAGCCACCGGUCAUAAUAACCCGAGAUUUUACAAUUGGAGAGUCGGAAGAACAAAUAUUAUGGGAAGAUAAGGAUUUGCCAAUUGUAGAAGAAUAUGUUGUGGAACCUAGCGGUGACUUAACAGCCUCUACAUCACAUAAGAGUGGACUAACCCGCAAGGAAAAUAACACCGAAAAGAAUGAUUCUGUUAGAGAUUUGGUGAAAGAUGCUUAUUUUAUAUUUAGUAAUGAGGGGAGCAGGUUCCUAGGACAAAUACGAAAAGUAAAUUUGUCAACCGCGACUGUCAUGGUUUCAGCUUUCCAAAAAUCCUUUUUAGGAGGUUGGAAGUGGCCUUCAAAAGCCGAGAUAUUAAAAGUAAAGGUAUCGGAUAUAGUAAGUAUCGUAAAAGAACAUCAAAUCUCCAAGAAAGGUGGUAUAACAUACAUAGAAGAUGAAAUUUUAUUCAUGGAGUGGGGAGAGUAA
Messenger RNA from Parnassius apollo (apollo), 2076 nucleotides. The record is from the annotation of a GenBank genome assembly. NCBI's taxonomy places the organism in Eukaryota, Metazoa, Arthropoda, Insecta, Lepidoptera, Papilionidae.